Molecule: messenger RNA, 7199 nt
Organism: Doryrhamphus excisus (bluestripe pipefish)
Lineage: Eukaryota; Metazoa; Chordata; Actinopteri; Syngnathiformes; Syngnathidae
Gene: uhrf2
Product: ubiquitin like with PHD and ring finger domains 2
Biological process (GO): negative regulation of gene expression via chromosomal CpG island methylation; protein ubiquitination
Molecular function (GO): ubiquitin protein ligase activity; protein binding
Source: RefSeq, a predicted model, not a curated record
GCGACCUCAUGUGAAACAUCAUCCCGACGAGCAGGAUCCCCAGUCCGGCCGACGUUGUGCUCUACGUUGGAACGAAUUAAACGCGAUGGAGACGCGAAUUGUACACAUUUGAACCCCACCGACUCUCUCUCAUCUCCUCUCACCGGAAACGACAUUUACCGCACAUAGAUAUUCAGCCAUUUAUCUGAGGCGUAAACAAGGGCGGGCGAGACGAUGUGGAUCCAGGUUCGCACCAUAGACGGGAAGGAGACCCGAACCGUGGAGGAUCUCUCCAGACUGACCAAGAUUGAGACGCUCCGGGUCAAAAUACGGGAUAUAUUCAACGUGAGCCCGCAUCAGCAGCGCCUCUUCUAUCGAGGGAAGCAGAUGGAAGAUGGCCAGACGUUGUUCGACUACAACGUGGGUCUCAACGACAUCGUCCAGCUCCUCAUCCGCUCCCAAACGGACCCUCCAGACAGCCCCUCAGCCAAGGACUCGGUCAAGGACUCCCCAGGCGAGGCGUGUACCUCUGCUCCAGCGUGUGCCGUCCCUCGCUCUGAAAGCCCCGCCUCCCCUGCACCGGUGUCCCCCGCUGCUAUGGAAACCUCCGCUACUAAAGACAAUGACAGCAGUGACAUUACCGAUCCCUCAAAUGACACCAAGCCGGACGUCGUUGCUCCGAGUGACUCAGCUAGCACCAAAAAUGGACUCGGGUCCUGCAGUCCCACACAGGACACCCAGUCGCCCACAUCGAGCAAGAACAUGCUAGUGGACCCGGGAAUUGGGGUGUACAAAAUUAACGAGCUGGUGGACUGCAGAGAUGUGACCGUCGGCGCCUGGUUCGAGGCCUGCGUGGAGAACGUGACCCGCCCCCCAAAAGCACCCACCAAGGGCAAGGUGGGACGCCCCCCAAAAAGGACUAAUGGAAAGCUGGAAGGCGAACAAGGCCAAAGCACAGACACUAGCAGGAAUAAUGUUAAUGCAUUAAACUCUGAAAGCAACGGAGCGUCCACUUCCCAGACAACAGACUCAAGCACAGAGGUCAAGGAGCGAGACGAGGACGUCGUCUACCACAUUAAAUACGAGGACUAUCCGGAGAACGGUCUAGUGGAGAUCCGACCUCUCCACGUGCGACCGCGUGCCCGAACCCUGCUGCGCUUCGACCAGCUUAUGGUGGGUAUGCAGGUGAUGGUCAACUACAACCUGGAGACACCCGAGGAGAGGGGGUUUUGGUUCGAUGCCGAGAUCCAGACCCUCAACCAGACAUCCCGCACCAGCAAGGAGCUCAGAGUCAAGAUUCUCCUGGGGGGUCCUGAUGAUGUCAUCGGGGAUUGUAAGGUUCAUUUCUUGGAUGAAAUCUACCAGGUGGAGAAACCAGGAGCUUCACCUUUGUCUGCUGCAGAUGGACAGUUUAAACGAAAGAGCGGGCCCGAGUGUAAACACUGCAGGGCUGACCCGGAUGCCGAGUGCCGCUUCUGUUCGUGCUGCGUGUGUGGCGGCAAGCAGGACGCUCACAUGCAGCUGCUGUGCGACGAGUGCAACAUGGCGUUCCACAUCUACUGCCUCAACCCGCCGUUGGCCACCAUCCCGGACGAUGAGGACUGGUACUGUCCCACCUGUAAGAAUGACACCAGCGAGGUGGUCAAGGCUGGGGAGAAGCUCAAAGCCAGCAAGAAGAGGGCCAAAAUGCCCUCAGCCACAACAGAGAGUCAGCGGGAUUGGGGCAAGGGCAUGGCCUGUGUCGGCCGUACCAAGGAGUGCACCAUUGUUCCCUCCAACCACUAUGGACCCGUUCCUGGUGUUCCCGUGGGGACCACGUGGAAGUUCCGAGUUCAGGUGAGCGAGGCUGGCGUUCACAGGCCGCACGUGGGCGGCAUCCACGGUCGCAGUAAUGAUGGAUCCUACUCGCUGGUGUUGGCGGGAGGCUUUGAGGAUGAAGUGGACCGGGGGGAUGAGUUUACUUACACGGGCAGUGGGGGUCGCGACCUCUCAGGAAACAAACGCAUCGGAGAGCACUCGUUUGACCAGACGUUGACACACAUGAACAGAGCUUUAGCCCUGAACUGUGACGCCCCUUUGAACGACAAAGACGGGGCGGAAUCCAGAAACUGGCGGGCUGGGAAGCCAGUCAGAGUGGUACGUAGCUCCAAAGGGCGCCGCAUCAGCAAGUACGCUCCCGAGGAAGGGAACCGAUACGACGGCAUCUACAAGGUGGUAAAAUACUGGCCUGAGAUAGGCAAGUGCGGUUACCUGGUGUGGAGGUACCUGCUGAGACGGGAUGACCAGGAACCUGCGCCCUGGACGCCUGAAGGACUGGACAGGAUCAAAAAAUUGGGUCUCUCAGUUCAGUACCCACCUGGCUACUUGGCAGCCAUGGCCAACAAGACAAAGCGGGAGGCCGUCGCUCGGCCGGGUCGCGGCGGCCGCACUAAGCACCAUUCUGGCAGGGGCAGGGGGCGAGGGCGGCCGCGGAAACACCCGAAGGUCGCCAAAGAGGAACACGAGGAUGAUGAGGAGUUUGAGCAGCUCAUGGCUGCUGUGGAGGAGGAGGAAGAGGAGGAGGAGCUGCAAAGCAACGGAGAUCAACAGACAAGCGGUGACAGCGAAUGGACCCCGCCGGUGGAGCCACCUUCCAAGCGUCUGAAGGUCGAGGAGGCCUUCGAAUUGUCGGAGCAUCAGCAGCAGUUAAUUCGAGAGGACACGGCCAAUAAGAAACUGUGGGACGAAGCCAUCGGACACCUUGCAGAAGGACCAAACUUCCUGCGUAAGAUGGAGCAGAUCUUCAUGUGUGUGUGCUGCCAGGAGUUGGCCUACCAGCCAAUCACCACUGUCUGCUCACACAAUGUUUGCAAGACGUGCCUCCAGCGCUCGUUUCGGGCCGAGGUGUACACCUGCCCCGCCUGCCGCCACGACCUGGGCAAGGACUACGUCAUGGCGCAAAACAAGACUCUUCAGAUGCUACUGGACCAGUUCUUUCCCGGCUACAGCAAAGGACGAUGAGAUCCAAGUAGAAGACGCGCCGCAGCACACACACACACACACACACACGUAUAUAUAUGCAUAUAUAUAUGUGUGUGUAUAUAUACUGUCGAGAUGCUCCAUUUUGAAAGAUGCAUUGCACUUACAGCCAUUUGUGUAUACGUACAAUCACACGCACACAAACCACCUCAGUAGGUUCUGACCUCAUCUGUUCUCCAUCAACCUCACCAGCCUGAGAUUUUUAAGCAAGGACGAACUCGCACAGGGACGCUCGCUAGCCCGCCAUUUAGAUCCGUCAAAUUCUGGCCUCUAACUGCAGAGAGUUCCCGCCACUUCCUUAUUGAAGCUGAAGGCCAACAUACUUUUCAUUCCUGCCAACCUGGUCCACAUGUUGGGUACCAUCCAUGCACUUUAAGCUAGUCGGGCCUAUCCCCCUCCAAGCCAACUAGUUUACAUGCAUUUAAAUGCACACAAUAUACACUUAGUCCAGGGGGGGACUUUUUGACUGGUGGGUCACAUUGGGGUCAAAAAAUCACUACGACACACUUGCUCUCGGAGCAACAAAAUCAAAACACAACACAUCCGCAGCAAAUUAACGCAUCACAUACAUCGACAGCUAAGCACUAAACAUAACACGUCCCUAAAAGCAAUUAUUUGUAAAUGCCCGCAAGGCAUGUUGGGUAGUCCAGCUGCAACAACAAUAUAAAAUAUUGGAUAUCAAGAGUGUUAACUUCCUCAACAUAUUUUGUAAAAAUAGAGAAAAUGCAACAAGCACGGCAACAUUUUGGGAGAAGGAGUACAAGCUACCUAGCAUGCCUUGCGGCAGGAAUAUGUGGUUGUUGUUUUUAGCAUGGGUAUUGCCCACGUAGUGAAGUAGGAAGGUUACUUGGUGCGUGUUGUGUUGUCGGCUGCACUUUCCAUGUUUAAAAAAAUAAUAAUAAAAUUUGGAAAUGCCCUGUGGACGGGCACCGAUGUGGCCCCCCACGUUGACUUAGUCCCAACAAGGAGCAUAUGUUAGCAGCUAACGUGCUAACAACCUUGAGUAAAAACGAGCACUCGUUAAGAUUUUCCAUGGAAGCCAUUCAGAACCACAUAAUCAUUCCACAGACAUGAGCAAAAACCCCCCUAAAAGUGACACACCGUGAUCUUAAAACCCCAAAGUGGAGUACUCGCACACUUUUCCCACCACUUAGGCAUCGUUCUGCUUGAUUUACAUCGCUAUAAAAUGCUCCCGUUUGCGCUGUCCAAACCAUCUUGUUUUUAAACGUUUAGACGUGCAUCCAGUAUUUGCGUUUUCUCAAACGCAGUACCAAACUCUCCAUGGAAAAAUCCAAGGCUCCUGCCGCUGUUUGUUGCUAAGCAACCAAAGCUGAAGCCAGCACGGGAGACAGUAAUGACGCAAGCUAGCCAAGCAUUGUAAGGGAACCUGUACUUUUUGGGAAAUUUGCCCAUUAUUCACAAUCCUGAUGUGAAACAUGAAAAGAUAUUUACCUUUUCUGUGCAUUGUAAUAAGAGAAAACCGGUUAGUUUUAGUAGCAUGGAGUUGAAAUAUUAAAGAAAAAUAUGCUAUUGUAAAAAAAACAAAUAACAAUUAAAGUUAGAUUUUUUUGGAAAAUUAUGUAGCUGAAAAAGGCAAAAUAUUAUGGUAACAAAGUCAUAAUUACAUUUAAAAAAUAAUCCAAGACGGAAAUUGAAAUAGUUGAGAAAAACAGCAGAAAUAAAGAUAAUAUCUGUAAUGUAACACAAAUUAAGUCAAAAUAUUAAGAGAAAAAAAUGCUGCAGUUUUAUGAGAAUAAAUUAAUAAUAUUUUGUCAAAAAAUAAUGAUAUUUUAGUAGCAUUGAGUUGAAAUAUUAAACACAAAUAUGCUACAAUUGAGCUAGCUAAAAAUGCUAAAGCCAUAUUAUUAUUGUACUUUUUUUUUUUUUAAUCCUGCCUUACACACACACACACACGCCUAGCUAGCUGCUAGUCUCAGCGUCACUCACAGACAGACGUUACGAGGACUGGGAGCACGAUGUGCUGGAAGACACAGUCAUCGCAAUGAGAGCGGAAAUUGAAAGUGUUGUGGCUGUAUCAAUUGCUGCUGUGGGCUAAAUCCCAAUGACUCGCAUUGUUAGCUAGCUCAUAGUACACUCGUUUUCUGGCUUUAUAAUGCACAGAAAAGGGAAAUAAAUGUGUUCAUGUUUGACAUAAGAUUGGAUAAGGAUGAUGGGCAAAAAGUGCACUUCCUCUUUAAUUUGACAUUUAGCACAUGUAAACUGGUAUAGUAUAUAGCACUGUAUGAAAAGUUCUAUAAAAUACCUUGUAGGUAAAGUUUGGUUGUUUGGUAGUAGUUUUCCUAAUGAUACCUGGAACACGUUGCCCCCUGUUGGUUUGGAGGUGAAGUUGGUGCUGACUUGUAAAAUGAUUCCUCGGUUUUGUCAGUCAUUGACAAUGAAGACGUACUCAGAGCACUUAUUAUAUUUUCAGGCAGGUUUGAUUUUUAUUGCCAGUUUUUACGUUUUUCGUUGUGUUUUACUACAAAGGAGUAUGAGGCCACUGUGGGGGAAAAAAUUAUGAAAAUUACAAGAAAUUUUUUUUUUGUUGUAAAAUACAAUUCUAUUUUUCCGAGAUCAAAAAGGAGUCCUACUUUUUUUUCCAAUAAAAAGAUGUAAUAUUGAGAAUAUAGUUGUUUCCUUUAUUGUUUGGAAAAACAUUUUUUUAAUAUUAUAAAAUAAUCAUUGUCAUUAAAUUACAACUCUAUUCUUGUAAAAUUACAUCAUUUUAUCUCUUCUUUUGCAUGACUUUAUUUUCAUAUGAUUAUGCUGUUUUUUUCUAAUAUUAUUACUGUUUUCACGUUAUUUUCUUGUCAUUCAAAUGUGGACUUUGUUGUAAAAUGACAACUUAAAUAAGUAAAUAAUUGGCUUUUCCACCUAAUAUGACAAUUUUAUUCUUAUAAUGACAGCUUAUGACAGCAUAUGUCAUAUCUUAUAAAUAUGACUUUAAUGGUGGCCUUCGUACUCCCUUGUAUUAUUCCACCCUGCAUGGUACUCCCAAAAGGUUGAUGGUUGGCAGGGGUUAAAGGUGAAAUCACUCGGGCCAGCACAAUUUAAUCAUAAAAGGUGAUUUUGUCGAUGGUUGGGGGCCCCUCCCCUUUUUUUCGGGCGGGCUUGCGUCGCCUUGCGGGACGUCCUUGUGUUUUCACUUCAGUCGUUCAGGUUUUGUUUUUCAACCAUGCAAUUCUAAAUGCUCUUUGAGAAGCUAACUGUGAUGUGCAUUAAUGAUUUUAUUUGAUUUUUUGUUUGUUCUUUGCAUCGACUGGCUAACAAAUAGCGCUCCUUCUCCUGCAGUGACCUUUGCCCCCCCUCCUCCCACCCCUGCUGUCUUUAUGUGAGCCUACAGUACUAACAGUUUUUUAGACGUCUUGUGGACGCUUCAGUGCUGUGUCGUUUUCCCUCUUUUAAAAAAAAAAAUAUUAUUGCACUCUACUGAAGAAGAAAAAAGUCACAUUAUUUUUUUCCUUUAAAAAAAAAAAGCUUACUAUAUCGAUGUCUUUUUUUUUCCUCUUGUAGAUUUUAGUUGCCUUCCGUUGACACUUUUUAAUCAUUAGUCACUUUUAUGUGCUGACCUUUUUGCAGCAUCCGCCAGUCUGUCUUGAGCAGUUCCAUUGCUUCAUAUUGUGAUCCGAAAAUUUUAUACAUGUCAUAAUACUUAAUAUGUACCGAUUAAAUAUUUGGAUUCCACACUCUUGUCUUUAUUGACGGAUUUUUGACAAGGUACAUAGUUCUAAAUAACAUUAGCGGAGCUGUAAAUAUUGAUGUCUUUAUGAUUGUUGAUUUUAAAAAAAUGGUCAUGCAAUUACAAUAUUACAACUUUAUUCUCAUGAAAGUUUUUUUCUAAAAUUACAUUUUUCAACUUUUUUCCUCACAACACCCUAACUUUUACCACUAGUUCUGUAAAAUUGCAUGUUUUUGUUACUUGACUUGUACUGUAAUGUACAAGAGCCCCCUAGUGGUAGAAAUACGCAACUUUCAGGAAGCUAAUGUAAAUGUCCAAUUGUUAACGAAUAACAUUGACUAAAAAGGAGGUAUACUGUCAUGUGUUGGUUCAUUUUCCCUGAGACUAAGAGCCCCCUGGUGGUAGAAAUACGCAACUUCCAGGAAGCUAAUGUAAAUGUCCAAUUGUUGAUAAAUAACAGUGACUAAAAAGGAGGUAUACUGUCAUGUGUUGGUUCAUUUUCAGUGAGACUAAGAGCCCCCUA